CUGAGAUCUUGAAGACGGAGGAGCAGAUCCAAGACGACGCAUCUCCGGUCAGAUCCAUCUGGAGCCAUGCCUUCCGCUGUGACGACGGUCCUCCUGAUGGGGGCGCUGAUGGUGGCGCCGGCCUUUGCUCAAACGUACGACCAUGCGGGGGUGAGAGCGAUGUGUGCGGACGUCCAGCUGCAAGCGUGUGGCAACGAGUCGUGUGGCUUUUACCGCCUGAACGAAUACAGCUGUGUCAAAGUGUUAACCAUGCAAAGGACUUUCCCAAACGCGCAGAGGGAGUGUGAGCUUGCCAACGGUAAUUUGGUGACGGUGCUGAGUCAGCAGGAGCAGGACAGGCUGCUGUGUAUGAUGCUGAAGGUGUUCCCGCAGCGCCUCCACUACUGGGUGGGAGCUCUCAGAGGAGAAGAUGGUGACUUCUACUGGGUGGACGGAAGUGGCCCCGUGGUGUACGGCACCUGGGGUCCAGGCCAGCCAGACAGCUUCAGCCCUGAAGAGAAGUGCGUGUGGAUCAACUCUGGCAUCUGGGGUUUGUGGAACGACGGCCCGUGCUACGAGAAGAAUUCUGUGGCGUGUCAGGUCAUGAUGUGAUGGUUGGCGUGAUGAUGGUCUACUUGAGAGCACAACGUUGUGCAGACACCACAAUAAACUUAAAGCUUCAAAC
Messenger RNA from Doryrhamphus excisus (bluestripe pipefish), 664 nucleotides. RefSeq names its product C-type isolectin Sp-CL4-like. Lineage: Eukaryota; Metazoa; Chordata; Actinopteri; Syngnathiformes; Syngnathidae. The record is from RefSeq and is a predicted model, not a curated record.